GUGGAUCUGAAGGAUGCAUUCUUUACUAUUCCGAUUCAUAAGGUGAGCCAACCUUUGUUCGCCUUUGAAUGGAAAAACCCAAGGACAGGACAAAAGAUGCAAUACACCUGGACGAGACUGCCCCAAGGAUUCAAAAAUUCACCUACUUUAUUUGGUACUGCUCUAGGAAAGGAUUUACAGUAUUUUGUGCCUCAACAGAAAGGGGAUACUAUUUUGCAAUAUGUGGAUGAUGUGUUAGUAACAGGCCAGACACAGGACACAUGUUGGGAGAAUACAGCAGCUUUAUUAGGCUUGCUGUUGAGGUGUGGCUAUAGGGUCUCUAGGAAGAAAGCACAAUUGGUAAAGCAGAAAGUAAGAUAUCUAGGGUAUGAUAUUGAGCGAUGACACAGAGUCCUAGGAUGGGAAAGGAAGCAAGCUGUAUUAGCCAUUGCCGAGCCCACAAAUAGGAGACAAUUACGGGGUUUUUUGGGUUUGGCUGGCUUUUGCCGAAUAUGGAUACCAAAUUAUGCAUUGUUGGCAGCCCCUCUUUAUUCUGCUACAAAGGGGGGUGAAUAUGAGUUGUUUUGUUGGGAAGGGGAACAGAAAAAGGCUUUCAAGGACAUUAAACUGGCCCUCACAUCUGCUCCAGCAUUAGCCCUAUCGAAUUUGGAGAAGGCCUUUAAUUUAUAUGUAGAUACGAAGAGAAAUAUUGCUUUAGGAGUCCUGACUCAACAAUUAGGCCAAUGACAACAGCCGGUGGCUUACUUGUCUAAACAAUUGGAUGUUGUGGCACAAGGGUGGCCGCACUGCUUGAAGGUCCUUGCUGCUAUAGCAGUCCUGUUGCAGGACUGUAAUAAAUUGACCUUCUCAUGUCCUGUGAUUGUGCACGCUCCACAUGCAGUUCAGUCUAUCUUAGAUAAUAAAGGGCAUUUAUGGAUAAGCAAUCAGAGGCUUUUCAAAUAUCAGGCAAUGAUGAUUGAGAACCCACAAGUCAAAUUAGUGGUUUCUAACCGGUUAAACCCAGCUACCCUGUUACCAGUGGAUACAAAUUUGGAACAUGAUUGCUUGCAAGUAUUGGAGAACGUCUAUUCCAGCCGACCGGACUUGUCUGACAUCCCUCUUCAGGAAGCGGAGCUCAAUUGGUACACAGAUGGCUCUAGCUAUAUGUAUGAAGGAAAAAGAGUUGCAGGAUAUGCCAUCAUAGAUGAUGACAAAGUAGUGGAAAGUGGUCCCCUAGGACCAGGACACAGUGUGCAAGUGGCGGAAUUGUGGGUGCUUAUUAGAGCAUUAGAAAGAGCCAAAGGUGAGAGUUUGAAUGUUUGGACAGAUAGUAAAUAUGCUUUCUUGACAUUGCAUGCACAUGGUCCAGUAUACAAGGAGAGAGGGUUUAGGGAUUCAGCAGGCAAGUAUGUGCAACAUGGACACCUAAUUAAAUGCCUCAUUGAUGCAGUUCAGAAGCCAGCUAAAGUUUCGGUCAUGCAUUGUAAAGGGCAUCAAAGGGGUGUUGACAAGGUGGCACAAGGAAACAGGAAGGUGGAUUUGGAAGCCAGAGGUGCAGCAAAAAGGGUGGGCCCUAAACCGGACCUUACAAUAUACAUAGCAUUGGAUAUGGGGGUCCUGCCCACUGUUAUUAAGCCAACGUAUUCCCAACAAGAAUGUGUGAAGGCAGUUAACGACCUCAAGGCAACUGUGAAGGAUGGAUGGUACUUGCAGCCUGACAAACGCAUCUUUGUUCUGCAGUCCUUAGCAUGGGCUUUGAUUCAAUCAUCUCAUGAUGCCACUCACAUGGGCAAGACAGGGUUGGAAGAGGUAUUGGGAAGGGAUUAUUUCAUUAAUGGACUUGCCGGUAUGGCAGCCCGAGUUGUGUCCCAAUGUGCAAUUUGUGCCAAGGCCAAUCUUCGACAAGGGCCCCUUUUGCCACCGGGGACCAUACCUCUGUCGUAUUUUCCUAUGGAUUCAGUUAUGGUUGAUUUUACAGACAUGCCUAGGUGUAGGUUAUAUAAGGCUUUAUUAGUCUUUGUGGAUAGAUAUACUGGCUGGCCAGAGGCCUUUCCCACCAACACUAAACAAGCUAGAGAGGUGGCCAGAUUAUUGUUAAAGGAGCUGAUACCUCGGUUUGGAAGUCCCUCCCUUAUUUCAUCUGAUAAUGGUCCGGAAUUUGUCCAUCAGAUUAAUCAAGCUAUGGCUCGGUCAGUAGGGUCUAAAUGGAGGUUUCAUAGUGCAUUUCAUCCUCAGUCAGGUGCUAAAGUUGAACGGAUGAACUGCACUUUGAAGGAGAAAAUUACUAAAAUAUGUGCCGAAAGUCAUCUGAAAUGGCCUGAUGCUUUGCCCUUGGCUCUGUACGCU
This is a messenger RNA of Protobothrops mucrosquamatus (brown spotted pit viper), 2325 nucleotides long. RefSeq lists its product as uncharacterized. Gene Ontology annotation, biological process: DNA integration. Lineage: Eukaryota; Metazoa; Chordata; Lepidosauria; Squamata; Viperidae. The annotation marks the transcript as partial. The record is from RefSeq and is a predicted model, not a curated record. The transcript has a single exon. Gene Ontology annotation, molecular function: nucleic acid binding; RNA-DNA hybrid ribonuclease activity.